Molecule: messenger RNA, 3954 nt
Organism: Merops nubicus (carmine bee-eater)
Lineage: Eukaryota; Metazoa; Chordata; Aves; Coraciiformes; Meropidae
Gene: ZNF804B
Product: zinc finger protein 804B
Exons: 3
Cellular component (GO): nucleus
Source: RefSeq, a predicted model, not a curated record
GACUAUGCUGAAAAGGAGAAAGCUGCAGCCAAGGCUCUGGAGGAUGUGAAGGCUAACUUUUACUGUGAACUAUGUGACAAGCAGUACCACAAACACCAAGAGUUUGACAACCACAUCAAUUCCUAUGACCACGCUCACAAGCAGAGAUUGAAAGAUUUAAAGCAAAGGGAAUUUGCUCGAAAUGUGGCUUCAAAGUCAUGGAAAGAUGAGAAGAAACAGGAAAAAGCACUCAAGCGGCUCCACCAGCUUGCCGAGUUACGGAAGCAGUCAGAAUGCGUCAAUGGGAGUGGACCAUUGCUUAAAGCUCCCAGAUUAGUAAUGGGAAAAAAGCAUUCAUCAGAUGGCAUUUUUGUGUACAAAGGCAGCAAGUUCACAGCCAGUUCUGAAAGAACCACCACAAGUGAAGGACAAAGUUUCUCCAGCAGUGUACUAGAGAAGCAGCAGCUUAUCAUAAGCAGACACCAGUCCCCUACUGAAAGACCCCUUGCACUUGGAAAUCAAGUCUCACAAGUGUUCCCAGAUAACACCAAUACUUCUCAAAGGGCAGGAGUGUCCUUCUCAUUCUCUAAAAAAGUCCCUUUGAAGCUCGAGUCCUCAGCAUCUGUCUUCAGUGAGAACUCUGAAGAAGGAAAUGAUUGUAGUGAAUCCUUCCACCAUAAAACAAAGCCAGCUGUCGAGGGCUGUCAUUCUGUCACACUUUUGGAGGAGGGCAUGAGAGCAAGCUUGGAUAAAGGGCCACCUAUUACACAAGGCCAAAUGGAUUUGGGUAACAGUUCAUCAAGUCAUGUAGCUGCAAAACCUAAAAUGAUAACGGAAAAUGAUAAAAGUAGUGAUAACACAUUAGAAGAAAAAGUCAGUGCUCUUCCUUCAUUUUCCAAAGUCAAAAUACACCUUUCAAAUUUGGAUUUUCCUAGUUCCCUUAAAGAAACAGAGCAAGAGAGCAGAUUGAAUGAGUCUGAACAAUUGUUAGAGACUCUGAUUUCACCUUCAUGCCAAACUAGCAAUUCUUGUAUCCAGCCAAACACCUACAAGCACAGCAAUGCUUACCUGUCUGACCAGUUACCUGAGCUCCCACAACAGCCAGCACCUGAGCUAGCAUGCACAAGCAACAUUAAUGACAGUCAUGGAGUGGUAGAAAGAGAAAGGUCUUUGGAGAGUUCAGAAACCAUGAACAGGAACAUGAAAACACUUCCAAGGGAGACCUUAGUUAAAGAGGUUAAGUCCCAGACAUUGCCUUUCCUCCGUGUAGUGAGCAAAGAUGGCACCACUGCUCUACAGUGGCCCACAGAAUUACUUUUGUUUACAAAAACUGAGCCCUGUAUUUCAUAUGGCUGUAACCCACUGUAUUUUGACUUCAGGCUCUCUUUAAAUCACAGAGAUGGUGAACGGCAUAAAACAAAUGAAGGAAGCUGUAAAGAGUGCUCUAUAAAUAAGACUGCAGAUGAAAAUGAAGCCUCAGGUUUAAUAAAACACAAACAAAUGUCAAAUGAACAAGGUAAUCAGCUGUUGAAACCAAAGAAGAUGAAAGGUUCCCUAAAUCCAAGAAAGGCCAAGCAAAAAGCUGAGUCAGACAUAGGCAAAGAAAUGAAUGAAAAUGGUCAAAAAUGCAUUGCAGAUUAUUUGAAUGAAAAUAUACCCAAAGUGCCUGCUUGCCUUGGUGUCUCACAAAAGGAUUAUGUGACAGAAAAAAGUCUUCAUACAACUACACUGAGAAGACCUUUAAAACAUCAUUUUCAAAGCUGUGAAAGAAAAGCCCAGAACAUUAGAAAUGAAAGCAUUUCCUUUUCUGCUUUUAUGUCCAGGAUUAAGAAGUCUAAAGCUGCAAAAUGUAAUUUAAUUUAUUCUGAGGAAAAAUGUGAAAACCAAAAUGACUGCAGAUCCAUUCAAGACGUGUCCAGCUGCAGCAGUGCCAUAAGUGACAGUGGAAAAGACUCUAGUGGAAGUUUCCUUAUCUGUAAAUCCUGUUCAAGCAGCAGGUAUUCAGAAAAUGAAGGAUGCGGAAGUUACAUGGGAUGCUGGAGAUUCCCAUCUCCCCAGAAGUCCUUCUCUGACAGACAUUCCAGCUAUUCUGACACUUCAAUUAGUGAUACGAGUAACUGCAUAAGUUACAUGAGUCCCCUGUCAAACAAUCACAGCAGAAAUCAUUUGCUUUUUUGUUGUAAAAGAAAAAGCAAGACAGCUGAAAGGCACAAAUGUAAGCACAGAAAGCACAAGUGUAUUUUCACUUCUGAUGAUACAGAUGAGGAUUGUCUUUGUCACAGUAGAUCUCACAGAACUAGAAACUGUACACAGAGGAGCACAGUUAAAUAUCUAAGAUGUUCAAGACAUAAAGUUUUACAACACGGGGACAGAUCUAAACACAGCAAAUGUAGAUACCGGCAUUUUGGCAAAGCAUGUGGUAGAAGCAGAAGCUACCAUAGCUCCAAAAGUUGUUCUACCAGAGAUUCAAGAAGCAGUGAAACAUCAUCUAGUAGCAGAAUAUCAAGAGGCAGCAGUUCAGGAUCAUUCUCAAAGGAGGCUGACAACUGUGAUAACAAAAUAAAAGAGGAUGCAGAAAGAGGUUCUAAGGCCAAACCAGGAAAAGCUGAAACUGCACAUUACAGCUCUCUGAAUGUGAAUGGCCAGACACAAAACUUCGCCACCUGCUCUGCUGAAACGCUAGCAAAAGACAUAUGUGGAAAAAGAAAGUCACUGACAGCCAAGUUACUUUUAGAAAGAGUGCAGUCCAAGAAAACUCAGGAACAAAUGCACGAUUCUAAGAGAUUUUCAAACACUUGUGGGGUCAAAUUAAACAAUCAUUCGCAAAGUCACUUUGCUCUUCAGUUUUCAUCGUCAGUAGAUAACAUUGCAGUAUUACCUUUGCCAGAGAAACUGUUAAGCAUAGGUAAAAAUGACAUGGGGCAUAAUGAAACCAGUUCAUUGGAAACCAAUGUGAAGAAAAACAACUCUGAAACAUCAGAGAUAACUAAUGUUGCUCUUUCAACAGGCACUGAUUAUGAUCAUUGUCUUUUUAAAGACAUCAUUCAAAUAGAAGCAGGCUAUCAGAGCCAGUGCAUAAAAAGGAACACAGCAAUAAAGGAACAAUCCAAUCUCUUCAUUAGUGAAGUGCAACCCUUUAUACAAAGCUGUGACCCAGUACCAAAUGAUUUCCCUGGUGCUUUUUCCUCUAAUAGAUAUUCUGUUGUUGCCAAUUCAACAGAGACCAAAGAAGAACUACAUGAUGUAAACAUAGCCUUGAACCAGGCAGAAGGCAGUUCAGGCUCUCUUUGUGACGAUGCUGUACAGAAGUACAAUGACACAGUAAAUGACCUAGAAGCGUACAGUAAAUCCACCUCCCCUACUUUAACGCAGCAGCCUAUCACAUUUUCAGCAGAGGAAGUAGACAAAUACAGGUUGUUGCAGCUACAAGCCCAGCAGCAUAUGCAGAAACAACUCCUGGCAAAACACCUGAAGGUUUUGCCUGCCCCAGGACAAGCUGCCUUCUCUGCAACACCAGCGGUUCCUGCCCUCCCUGUUCAGCAGCAUGCUUCUGUCACCACCAUCCACCACACACUGUUGCAACGCUUUGCUCUCUCGUCAUCUAUACAACCCCAUGGCAACCUGGGGCACCUUCACCCCCUUUCUCAGGCACAUCUUGCCCCCAUGUCGCUUUCCCCGUUAGCACCAGCCCUCAUUCCCACCCACGCGGCUUUGCUGACAGGACACCCAUUGCAAUUGGUCUCCACCUCCCCCCUCCACCGUUCUCCACUGACCUUCCCUGUACUGCCACACGCAUGUAUCCCAGCCUUCUUUGCACCACAGCUGAAUGCAGCCACUCCUUCUGCUAUACAUCUGAAUCCCUUAGUUCACCCAUUACUCCAAGGGCAAGAGCCCCAUCACCAUUCUUGCUCUAGUCAGACCCAACAGUUACCUACAAUAAAAGAGGUUUUCAGUGUUUCUAGCUAUUUAAACUAG